Molecule: messenger RNA, 3056 nt
Organism: Perca flavescens (yellow perch)
Lineage: Eukaryota; Metazoa; Chordata; Actinopteri; Perciformes; Percidae
Gene: kif16bb
Product: kinesin family member 16Bb
Exons: 3
Coding region: 73-2493 (806 amino acids)
Biological process (GO): microtubule-based movement
Molecular function (GO): microtubule binding; ATP binding; microtubule motor activity
Source: RefSeq, a predicted model, not a curated record
AUAACAGUGGGGCUCCCCAUCAACAGAGAGCAGAAGAGAAGACAACGGGGGCAGAGAUGGAAGAGACUGGCAAUGGCCAGAUGGAUACGCUGGCUGCAGAGACAGCAGAGUCCAAAGUGCCAAAGCAGCUGUCUUACCUCUGCCACAAUAGAGACUACAGCCAAACCUGGAAAAUAUCCUGUCCGUCACACUAGUUCUGAGUUGGAUGGAGACACACUACAGGGUGGGAUAAGCACCAGGGAUGGCCUGGAGCAGGAGAGACACUUGUGUCAUAAAUCAGGGCCACGGCUCACUUCUGAGUGGCUUCGGAGUAAAGCUCAGAGUGGCGCUGGAGUUGCAAGUUAUGAGGAAGAGGAGGUUUGGUCAGGGGAUGCCAGCCUCGAGCAGACAAGUGUCCUGGGCCCGGGUGAUGGAUGCGGCACAAAGCCAGAGGGGAAUGCUAACGAGAUCAAAGGCGUCGUGGCUGACUGCUGCAAGGAGAGACCUGGCUCUGGUGGGAGCUCAUUAGGCAGCAUGUCCCACCUGCAGAGCAGCAGAAGAACAAGCUCCACGUCUGUCCUCCCACAGACCAGCGCUCGUUCUCAGCUCGACAAAAGGCCUCUCAGCAGUCAGGCAGCCUGCUGUCCACCUGAGGAAACUACCUUCAAAGGCCAGUUUGGCUGUGGAGAGAUGGAUGGAUCAGGAAGUUUGGAGGAGAUCCCGGGAGUGUGUGAGACCGAGACGGCAGCAGCCACAAUUCAACACUCGGGGCAGGGCUCUUUGCUCAGCAGAGCUUCUUGGAUUGUCCAGGAUGCAGGGCGUCUCCUUUGGAGCUCCCCCACAGUAUUGCAGCAAGUCAGGGAAGAGGGACUACAGCCUGUUGGGGCCCGCUGGUCCAGUCAUGUUGUCGCUCUGGUCAGGGAAAGUAAUGUUCUGUCUGUAGUGAGGGACAGCCAGGUCUUCUCCAUGGUUAAAGGGAGCUUGGUCUUCUCUUUGUUGAAGGAUAGUCACAUUUUUUCCAUGGUGAAAGAUCUACCUCUCAUACAGCACAUCCAGAUGGAGAUAACUCAAAACCUUCAGCCUGAGGAGGCAGCUCAGAUGAUUCAAGGCUGCAUUAUUCCUGACGCCACACAACUCCCAGUCCCGACACUAACACAAACCUUUUGCAGGGCAGAAGAAUUGCCAGAUAGCAUGCCACUAAUCCCAGAAGAUUUGUCGACAAGGAAUAAGAGUAUUUGUUAUCUGAAGUUACCACAAGAGCAAGACAUGGCUGAUAUUCAUGUAAAACAGGGAGACAAACCUACAGAGCCAUUGCCAGCAAAACUCAUCAGUGAGCCAAAGGUUUCUCAUGCACCUGGAGACAAGCUGAUUGGAGAGCUCUCACCAGUAAAACGCAUCAGUGAGCCAGAGGUUGUCCAUGCACCUGGAGACAAGGACCAGGCAUUGGAGAACUCCAGGACUGUGCAUGACAAAAACAAUGUCAAAAUCUUUACUCAAACACUGAUAGAAUUUCCUGAUUCCCUUUUGAAGCUGCAAACUCUGCCAUUGCCAAACAUGAUGGACACUUUACAGUCCAUCAUAUCCACCUCGGUGCUCACUUUCCAGAAGAUUGUCGCGCUCUAUUGGCUGAAUGUUGCUAAAUGCAGCCAACCUGAGCCCCGUCCUGCCCUACUGAUCCUGGCGGAGACUGGCCUCUACACUCUGACCACUGACUCUGGCCUCCUGGCUGUGUUCCAUCAACUCCCCUUGUUGCAGCUGAAAGAGGUGCAGAUAGGCUUAGCAGGCCACAGUCUGCGUUUGAUGAGCACUACAGAGGAGAGCAUCCUGGGUGUCUACACCCACAGCCAGCAGCUUACCAAAGAGCUGUGCUUCGCCAUACUUGGUGUCACCUGCCCUGGGGACAACAGGGCCUCUCAGCACCCACUGCUCCAUGGAGACUUGAUGAAGUUGUCUCUAGACUGGAAUGCCUGUGUACCUGAUCUGCUGCUGGAUGCUGGUUUAAGGGUUCGCUGCCAGUUUCAGAAAAGUCUUGCUGAUCUGGUUUACCUUCUUCAUUGUAACUUGGAUCAAAAAACAGUAACUCUAGGAGAAGUGCAGCUGCUACUAUGCACAGGUGUAGGGGUGUGCAUCAGCCCCAGUAGCCACACUGAGGCUCUGGCCCAGCUUUUUCUUACGGAUACCCACCUUGGCCUAGUGCAGGAGGAUGCUGUCUUUCACCCGACUCCACGCUCUGUCACCAUAGCGUCCCGCUGUCCCCAAUUCCAUGACUUAACUCUCCGCCAGCGCUCAGAUGUGCGCUGCGUGCUGGUGCAUGAUGAAGACAAGCGCGGAGUUGUCAGACUGGAUGUGAUCCUGGCAAACGUUGGGGGCAGGGGUCACCCUGAAAGCGUGACAAAGGCAGCUACCCCGCCUGCAAAAGCUUCAAAUUCAUCCCCGAAUGCAGAAGUGUGGAAAUUAACUUUCAGUUGCUCCUCUGAGGCCGCCUGCCUGAUUAAUCACUUGUCAAAUGUCUGAUCAAGGACUGAACAGCCAGUAAUGAACAGCCCAGCUUGAAAACUCUCACUCAAAGGGAGCAAAAGUGCAUCCCAACCAGACAACGCAAAUGACAUCUUCACUGGCAAUGACAGUUAAAACUAUGACCUAGUUUGAAGUUUCCGUAUUGAUUUGUUUCUCUAGAAGUUUUUGUCAUUUUAAUAAUGCAUGGCUUUAGCACUUUUAUCUUUAAAACCCUUGCAUUUCUUUGUUCUCGCAUUGUUAUUGUUCUUUAACCACUAGCCCCCCUAAUUAAAUAAUUAAGGGUUGAUGGUUCAACAUUGAGGAUUAAAACAUGUUUGUACCUGUGUCAUUUGUUUCAUGGGCAUACUAUUUCUUUUUUUUUUUUUUUUUUUUUUUUUUUUUUUUUUUUUUUUUUUAAAAGAUCUUAAAAUACAAAUCUCACUAAGUUAUCUCAGUCAUGUUUAUUAAAUGGUGUGUGUAUAUAAAUGUAUAUCAAAUUAAGGUUAUUUUAUUUCAAAAUAGAUCUAAUGAAAUGGAUAUGUGUGAAUAUGUUUGUUAAAAUAAAAGGAAGGUAAAUCCAC